GAAGUGGGCGGACAGCGGCGUCUGCGCGCGGAGGAGGUGGAGGAGGCGCCCGGCGGCCGCUUCCCGCCCCCGAGCCUGAGCCGGUGCCGAACGGAGUAGAGCCGAGGUCGGACCCGGAGAGGAGCCGGCUGAGCGGGCGCCGACUCCCCGCCAUGGCCCGGAACACGCUGUCCUCGCGCUUCCGUCGGGUGGACAUCGACGAGUUUGACGAGAACAAAUUCGUGGACGAACAGGAGGAGGCGGCGGCGGCGGCGGCCGAGCCAGGCCCGGACCCUAGCGAGGUGGACGGCCUUCUGCGGCAAGGGGACAUGCUUCGGGCAUUCCAUGCAGCCUUGCGGAACUCUCCCGUCAACACCAAGAAUCAGGCCGUGAAGGAACGAGCCCAGGGCGUGGUGCUGAAAGUGCUUACAAAUUUUAAGAGCAGUGAAAUUGAGCAGGCUGUGCAGUCACUGGACAGAAAUGGCAUUGACUUGCUAAUGAAGUACAUUUAUAAAGGGUUUGAGAAGCCCACAGAAAACAGCAGUGCGGUGUUACUCCAAUGGCAUGAAAAGGCAUUAGCAGUAGGAGGACUAGGCUCCAUUAUAAGAGUUCUUACAGCAAGAAAGACUGUUUAAAAAAAAAAAAAAAAAAAAAGGACUCAUGUUACCUUGAGAAGAAUUUUGGAUGCACAGGCUGAUGAAGAAGGGAUUGACAAUGGACCAUCUUCCUAGGAACUCCCAGCUAAACUAUUUCAGGACAUGCAUCAGCUGAAGUGUAUUUUAUUUUCAAGGUGGAGGGAGAAAUCGUCUGUUUCCUAAAUCCUUUGCAGGAUCUGCUAGUCUAUGCCUUUGUCCACAAGUAACACAGAACUGACAUUGUAACUGUCUCCUGGAGUGGCUGGCCAGCGUUGGUCAGGUGUACCUGUGUGCUCUGCCUCUUUAAAAUGGGGGAGGGACGACUUGGGCAGGUACAGAUCCAAGGGCUGUGGUAAAAGGGAGAGCUUGUUUUUUUGAAGUAGUAAAAACUUCAAGGGUUUGUACAGACAUCCCGUCUUCCCAGAGAAGAUGGGCUUUCUUGGGUUCAUUGUAAAGUGCCUGCUGCAUCAAUAAAGCUCUUGGCUUAUUAGUAUGUA
Messenger RNA from Acinonyx jubatus (cheetah), 1111 nucleotides. It is a transcript of the gene ARPC5L, whose product is annotated as actin related protein 2/3 complex subunit 5 like. Lineage: Eukaryota; Metazoa; Chordata; Mammalia; Carnivora; Felidae. The transcript has 4 exons. Bases 153 to 614 code for a protein of 153 amino acids. Gene Ontology annotation, biological process: cell migration; regulation of actin filament polymerization; Arp2/3 complex-mediated actin nucleation. Gene Ontology annotation, cellular component: actin cytoskeleton; Arp2/3 protein complex; cytoplasm. Gene Ontology annotation, molecular function: actin filament binding. The record is from RefSeq and is a predicted model, not a curated record.